UUUUUUUUUAUAAUUUUCUUUUUCCCAAAAAAGGCCCUUAACCUAAUCCGAUCCCUUUUAGCUCCCAGAAUUCGCUCGAUUUCUGCCACAAGGCGUCCGAUUAUUCGGACAUCAGCAUCGUUUCGAUCGAGAUCCGAAGGCUUCCUGAACCCUAUCACAGGCCAUCGGCUUCUGUUGUCGUUUGUGUCGUUAAGUGCGAAAGUCUAGGUCUUCCUUCUUAUUGUUGCUUUGUCGACGGAUCUCGUUGAAGAGGCAUAUACUCCAUGCAAAAUCACCAGUUUGAUGAUAUGGAUGAAAUGGUGGAAAAUCAUGAAAUGGGAGAUGGAGAAGAUAUGUAUGAAGAAUUCUAUGGUGGAGCGCUAGGCAAUUCAGACUCUGAUGGCGAAGAUUAUGACCCGUUGAAUGAAAGAGAAAUUGAUAUUUCCUCUGCUCAAGCAAGGAAAGGAAAAGAUAUCCAAGGAAUUCCAUGGGGUACGCUAAACAUCACACGUGAGAGCUACAGACGAACCAGGCUGGAACAAUACAAAAACUAUGAGAAUGUACAAAAUUCUGGGGAAGCAUCAGAAAAGGAAUGCAAAUCAACCCAAAAAGGUGGCAUGUAUUACGAGUUUCAGAGAAAUACAAGAUCUGUCAAAUCAACAAUCCUUCAUUUCCAGUUGAGAAAUUUGGUAUGGGCUACAUCAAAGCAUGACGUCUACCUAAUGUCACAUGAUGCUGUGCUUCAUUGGUCUGCUCUAAAUGGCAAGGAAUAUGAAGUUAUCAAUGUCUCGGGGCACAUAGCUCCUUUUGAGAAACACCCUGGAAGUUUGUUGGAAGGAUUUUCACAUACUCAAGUUAGUACACUAGCUGUGAAAGAUAAUAUGCUUGUAGCAGGAGGAUUCCAAGGAGAACUUAUAUGUAAGUUUUUAGAUCGGGAAGGAAUUAGCUUUUGCUGCAGAACAACAUACGAUGACAAUGCAAUUACUAAUGCCCUGGAAAUUUUUGAAAGUUGUAGUGGGGCUGUUCACUUCAUGUCUUCUAAUAAUGACUCCGGAGUACGAGAUUUUGACAUGGAGAAGUUUCAACUUUGCAGCCAUUUCAGCUUUCCAUGGCCUGUGAACCAUGCAUCUAUUAGUCCUGAUGGAAAGCUUCUUGUCAUUGUUGGAGAUGAUCCUGACGGCAUGUUGGUUGAUUCUCACACAGGAAAGACUGUACAUACCUUGAAAGGUCACCGUGACUACUCCUUUGCAUCGGCAUGGAAUCCCGAUGGCUGCACAUUUGCCACUGGCAACCAGGACAAGACUUGCCGCAUUUGGGACACCAGGAACCUCUCCAGUUCCGUGACUGCAUUGAGAGGCAAUCUAGGCGCUAUCCGGUCGGUCCGAUUCACAUCCGAUGGCCAAUUUUUGGCAAUGGCAGAACCUGCGGAUUUUGUUCAUAUCUACGAGGUGGGAACUGGGUACAACAAACAUCAGGAGCUAGAUUUCUUUGGUGAAAUCUCGGGCAUGUCUUUCAGUCCUGACACAGAAGCACUUUUUGUUGGUGUAUUUGAUAGAACUUAUGGUAGCCUCUUGCAGUACAGCCGCACACGAAACUACUCUUACCUUGAUGCAAUGCUGUGACUUCUGAGUAGCAAACAUGCAUAAUUAGUAUGACCAUCUGUUCUGGGCGAUGGUGCUAAUGGCUUUGCUGUUCUUCAUGCCCGUGAGUCAAACAGAUGUUGCUCUUUUCUUUGAAACAGUGUGUUUUGUCAGAGUCCAAGUCUUGUUUUAAGUAAUUCCAGUGCGUGGUUGACUUGGGAAUGUUUAGAUAGGAAUUUUACUUUUCAUUCUUGCUGAUGUUUUUGUUUGUCUAGUUGACAUUUAGGUGAGAAAUUAUAGUGCUUUGGCCUCUAUAAAUGUAAAAAAGUUGUUGAUUCUCCAAUACUGUGUUAGUGUAAAAAAGUGAAAUCUUGUGCAAUGAAAUAGUUCGUGUCGCAUAA
Zingiber officinale is the source of this 1960-nucleotide messenger RNA. RefSeq lists its product as uncharacterized. The transcript is spliced from 11 exons. NCBI's taxonomy places the organism in Eukaryota, Viridiplantae, Streptophyta, Magnoliopsida, Zingiberales, Zingiberaceae. The record is from RefSeq and is a predicted model, not a curated record. The coding region runs from base 264 to 1601 and encodes 445 amino acids. Gene Ontology annotation, molecular function: protein binding.